AUGUGUCCUCUCACGCUCGAAUCUCGCAUCAACCCUGAUGUACAUAUACCGGUUUCAGCCGUUGUUUUGAAAAAGCUGACAGGAAAUUUGCCAUCGCAGUCUGUUGACGCAUCAAACUUGGUUGAGCUCAAGGGAUUACGAUUGGCAGAUCCUAACUUUGAUAAACCCGCUUCGAUAGACAUUUUGAUCGGAGCAGAUAUCUACCCUCUUAUUCUACGUGAAGGUGUUAAGAAAGAAAAGGACUUUUCACCAAUUGCUCAAAAUACGGUUUUCGGAUGGGUUCUUUCUGGACCAUGUGAAAGAUUUUGGGAACUCGAAGAAGUUCCAGAAAUAAAACCCUUUUCUAACGAAGAUAAAUUUUGUGAAAAAUUGUAUACGGAUACAACAACUCGCAAUCUAGAUGGCAGCUAUACAGUGAAACUUCCAUUUAAGCCUCACUUAAAUAUAUCAGAUUUAGGUCUUUCCAGAAGUAGCGCAGUUUUACAAUUUCUGAGACAAGAGAAGCGUCUUCUUUGCGAUAUAUCGCUCAGAGAAGAGUAUAACAAAGUUCUGAACGAAUACAUUUCUUUGAAGCACAUGACGCUUAGGUCAAAAGGUGAAUUAAAUCUUUCCACACAGCACUUUUAUUUGCCGCACCAUGCUGUGGUUAAACCGGACAGUGCUUCAACAAAGGUUAGAGUCGUUUUUAACGCAAGUGCUUCUACCAACAAAGGGCAUAGCCUAAACGAUUUUUUGUGUACCGGUCCUGCUCUUCAAAAUGACCUACAAACUAUUUUAUUAAAAUGGCGACAGUAUCCCUAUGUUUUUAAUAGCGAUAUUGAGAAAAUGUAUCGCCAAAUACAUGUUCACCCCGAUCAUCAUAGAUUCCAAAGAAUAAUUUUUCGAUCGUCAAAUUCAGAAUCAGAUUUGGCUGAUUUUGAAAUAAAUAGGGUUACUUUUGGAGUUAACUGUGCUCCAUAUUUGGCAAUCCGAACAUUACAUCAACUUGCCUCUGAUGAAGGAAACCAAUAUCCUUUAGCAAAGGAUAUGGUAUUGUCAGAUUUUUAUGUGGACGACGUUUUUUCUGGAGGGUUCGAUCUAGAUACUGUUGUUCAAGCUCAAACUCAGUUAAAUGCACUACUUUUGUCCGGAGGGUUUUGCUUGAAAAAAUGGACUGCAAACCACCCUCGCUUGUUGGAAAACAUUCCUAGGGGGGAUGUUUUAGACCAACACUUUCUUAUAAUCGAUGAGAAUUCACAUUCGAAAGUUCUAGGUAUAGGGUGGAAUGCAAGGGAAGAUUGCUUCUAUAUUCGAUGUAACCUAUUUUCUUCAACAACUGUUUUGACUAAACGUGAGCUUUUUUCAAAUAUAGCUAAAAUAUAUGACCCUAUAGGUUGGCUUGCGCCAACAACAAUUUUAUUAAAGAUUUUAUUGCAAGAUGUCUGGAAAGACAAAACUGAGUGGGAUGCGCCCAUAAAAUCAACUCGGUUAGAGACAUGGAAAGAUUUUGUGAAAUCCUUUCCUAUAAUAAAGGAUAUCAAAAUUCCAAGAUGGAUCAAUUAUACUCCAGAUAUGUGUGUUGAAAUACACGGCUUUUGCGAUGCAUCUCUAAGUGCAUAUGCUGCUGCUGUCUACUCUAGGAUUUCAGAUUCAUCUGGAAAUGUGUUUAUCAACCUUCUUUGCUCAAAAACAAAAGUGGCUCCCCUAAAAGCCAUUUCCAUACCUCGGCUGGAGCUUUGUGGAGCUGUUUUGCUAACAAGGUUAGUAAACGCUGUACAAAGUAGUCUACGCCUGAAAAACUAUCAUGUUUACCUUUGGACGGAUUCAAUGAUUGUCCUUUAUUGGAUUCGUGACUGCCCAUCUCGAUUGGAAACGUUUGUCCGAAACCGGGUCUCUAAAGUACAAACUGAGAGUCCGCCAGGUUGUAUUUGGAAACAUGUUCCUUCUGAACACAAUCCAGCUGACAUCGCUUCCCGGGGUGUAAUGCCUCAGAAUUUAAUAAAAAACGACCAAUGGUGGCAUGGUCCAAGUUGGUUAAAGAAUUCCCAGGAAACUUGGCCAAUAACGAAGAUUCAAAAGGAUCCCAAUUGGAAUCUUGAAAUCAAACAAAUUAAAAGCUUUGUAGUAAAUCAAAACACAAAUGAUGAUAUUUUGAGAAGAUUUUCAUGUUACUCUCGUGCUAUAAAAGUCAUAUCAUAUUUGUUUAGAUUUAUUAACCUAGCUUCUCGCAAAAGAAAAAGGUUUUAUCCUUUCAGAUACUUUUCUAUUAAGUUAACUCAUCAUGAAUUAACUUUUGUGAAAACUCGACUCGUUGUACUAGCACAACGUUUCUAUUUUAGUGAAGAGUUCAACGCUCUAUAUAACUCGAAACCGUUAAGCAAAAAUAGUACAAUUUUAUCGCUUAACCCUACCUUAGACUCUGACCUAAUCAUGAGAGUCAACGGUCGUUUAACCAAUGCAAAUUUGAGUUACAAUGAAAAAUACCCAAUAAUAUUGCCAUACUCAUGUCCGUUGUCGAAAUUGCUAGUAGGAUUCUUCCAUAGAAUUUCCCUACAUGGAGGGAACCAACAAGUCAUGUACCUCAUGCGAAAGUCAUUUUGGAUUCCAAAAGUAAAAAACUUAAUAAAAUCAUUUGCCAAUAGUUGCAUUGUUUGUGUUUUACACAAAAGGGAACUUCAAACCCAAAUUAUGGGAACACUUCCACCCGAAAGGGUUAACUAUUCCUUUCCAUUCACUCAUGUUGGAUUGGAUUUCGCUGGCCCCUUUGAACUAAAGGUUCAAAAGGGUCGGUUCUAUCAAGCAGUAAAAGGUUAUGCUUGUCUUUUUAUUUGUCUCUGUACAAAAGCUGUACAUUUAGAAGCGGUAGGAAGUCUCUCAACGGAGUCGUUUUUAGCUGCUUUUGAUAGAUUUGUCGGUCGUAGAGGUGUUCCCCAACAACUUUUCUCUGAUAACGGCACCAAUUUUGUUGCUGCUAAUAAAAUAUUAAAAAGGGAGUUGAAAAAAGCCGUAUCAGAAGCUACAUUGGAAGCUGAAAAACUCUAUCUACCAAAGAAUUUGAAGUGGAAUUUCAUUCCACCAGGUUCUCCUCAUAUGGGCGGUCUAUGGGAAGCUGGUAUAAAGUCGUUUAAAACACACUUUAAGAAGGUUGUUGGAAACUCCAGGCUAACGUUUGAAGAGUUUUCAACACUGCUUGUUAAAAUUGAGUCAUGUAUGAACUCCCGCCCUAUUUCUCCGAUUAGUGAGAACCCUUCUGACCCUCUUCCCUUAACACCGGGACAUUUUUUAAAAGGUGCACCCUUGCUCUCCUUACCCGAAAGCCAAGUUGGCGAAAUUGCAAAACUAAGGAAUUGGGAAAGAGUCCAGCAAAUUUUAUACUCUUUUUCAAAACGAUGGAAGGAGGAAUAUUUGACCGAUCUUCAACGAAGAACAAAGUGGAAAUUUCCUAAGCGUAAUAUCAAAGUUGGAGACGUUGUAGUUGUGCGCAACGAAAAUCUACCACCCACUCAAUGGCGACUGGGAAAAAUAGUGGCUGUUCACCCUGGAAAAGAUGGAAAGGUUCGCGUUGCUACCGUUAAAACUCAACAAGGCGAAAUUCUACGCCCUAUAGUUAAAUUAUGUCUCUUGCCUGUCGAUCAGGAAGUGUUCCAGUAUUCUCAAUACCUACCAACACGUUUGAAUCAUGUUGCAGUAUACAUCACGCUGCACAAGGACGGAGAGGGAAAUCUGAUUACCGAUCAUGCAGGCAUAAUGGUGCGCUGGAAAGUGUACAUUAACGAAUUGCUUAUCGGUCAGCUCACUGACGAAGUGGAUGCUCCACCUUUUCAAGAAGAAGCACAUAUGCUAUCGCAACCAAGCAAAGAAAAAGUCGAGAAGGCUGUAAAAAGGCUUAAAGUAAAAAAGCCCCAGGAACCGAUGGCAUAUCCGCUGAGCUAUGUCAACAUGGUAUCUCAGCUUUACAACGAUUAA
Molecule: messenger RNA, 3945 nt
Organism: Eupeodes corollae
Lineage: Eukaryota; Metazoa; Arthropoda; Insecta; Diptera; Syrphidae
Exons: 3
Coding region: 1-3945 (1314 amino acids)
Biological process (GO): DNA integration
Molecular function (GO): nucleic acid binding
Source: RefSeq, a predicted model, not a curated record